Branchiostoma belcheri (Belcher's lancelet) is the source of this 1944-nucleotide messenger RNA. RefSeq names its product probable peptide/nitrate transporter At3g43790. The coding region runs from base 1 to 1464 and encodes 487 amino acids. Lineage: Eukaryota; Metazoa; Chordata; Leptocardii; Amphioxiformes; Branchiostomatidae. The transcript has 14 exons. The record is from RefSeq and is a predicted model, not a curated record. Gene Ontology annotation, biological process: transmembrane transport. Gene Ontology annotation, molecular function: transmembrane transporter activity.
AUGAUGCAGGACAAAAAUAUAUGGUGGGGGAAACUGUCGGAUGUGGUUGGCAGAAGACCGAUUCUGCUGAGUUCAAACGCGACUCUGAUGAUCAGUAUGGUGCUAAUAGGCUUCAGUUUCUCCUUCCCAUGGACCGUCUGCGUGCUAUUUUUGGAAGGACUUUUUAACGGCACCGUCGUUGUGGCCAAGACAUAUCUAUAUGAGGUUUGCCCUCCGGAGUACCAUUCAUUGGCCUUUUCCAUUUUCUUGGUGCCUAGCAACGUGGCCCAAUUUGUGGGUCCUACACUGGGUGGAUUUUUGUCCUGCCCAGCCACAAGAUUCGAGGUGUUCGACAUCCCGCUUUUCAAGCAGUUUCCGUACCUGCUGCCCUGCGCCGUAGUGGCGUGUUUGCAGUUCUGCAUUCUGAUAGUUGGCUGCCUUUUUCUGACCGAAUCGUUGGGCAAAAAACUCAAAGAAGAGUACAUCGAUCUAACCGAAGUAUCUACCGAUUCGGAAGAAGAUGGGGAAAAACGACAAGAGGACUCCAUCACGGGCAUUCUACGGGACAGACUGGUGCUGACCUCCUGCGUGGUUUACGCUAUCUUUGCGCUGGCGAGCAUCUGUAUCAACCAGACGUUGUUGGCCCUCCUGCUGGUUUCUGACCCCGACCAUGGCGGAUACAGCUUCGGUCCUGCAGAGGUCUCCGUCGUCCUGACCACGAUCGCCGUCUACGGCACCGUCACGAAGGCAUCGAUAAACCCUUACAUCGCGUCCAAGUUCACCUACAAGACGGUGUACGUGAUUGGACUUGUGCUGUACGCUGUGGGAAUCUCCUUGCUUCCGUCAAUGUCCGGCAUCACGGGGGUAGGAGCCGUGGCGAGUCGCAAACUCUCAAACAAAACAGCGUCCUCUAGCGACUUCACACUGAACUUCACUACAGCUGAACGCAUCUCGACGACGUCACCACAAGUGAUGACGGAAGGUUACUUACAGAAAGCGGCAGAAAUGAACGUGACAGCCGCGAGACCGCUUCCCGGCCAGUGUCGCAUAGCAGACGGAGACAAGACGGAGACCUCCCAGCCCCCGGCCUCAGACCUACUCGCCAGGGUCUGGGCUCCACUACUGUUUGUAGUGUUGGUGAUGGAACAGGGACGCGCAUUCUCGUUCCUGGCCGGCAUGGUUCUGGUAGGAAACGCCAGUGUGCAAUCCAACCGGGGGACGAUCAACAGCAUAGCGCAGAUUCUGGCGUCACUGAUGCGGCUGGCGGGACCGGUGACGAGCGCCAACCUGUUCGCUUGGAGCAACGAUAACGGGCUGCCCUGGCCGUUGGAUCACCAUCUGGGUUUCUAUGUGGUGGCCGUUCUGUGCCUCCUGAUGGCGGUCCUCUGCGCAAGUUUACCGGCUUCCAUCAACAAGCCCAGGAUCGCCCUGGACAGCCCGACAGCGUCGGAGGGAAGCGACGGGGGGAAGGGCCAAGGGAAAUAAGAAAAGAAAAACCACUGAAGGCGGGCAUGGAAAUGCGAAACCAGGAGCAACAAUAUAAGCAAUAUGGACAUUGUUUGAUUAAAGUACUUUGUUAAAUGUCUUGUAAAAAAGGAGACCAACAUUUUGAAUUUUGAAAUGGUAAAGGAUUCACAUAACUUAAGAUAUAUAAUUCAAUUUGUUCCAAAUUUGUGUCGCCUGUAUAUGAUUAAAAUUGUUGUUGAUUUGAUUUGACAGUUAUAAAGAAGACUGGCCUUAGAUAAUGGCUUUGUCUUCUUUUGUGUAAAUAUCUGAGUUUAAAAUAUGGUGUCAUAGCUGGAUUCCGAAAGACAGAGAUAUUUGUUUGUUAUUUCAAACAUCAACAAGAUACAUUAGGACUUUUCAGCUUUUUCAACAAAAGAAGCAUUAGGGGAAAUGCACUUCUGUUUAUGUCAUAUUUACAUUAAGUAUUUUUUUAGCUUUUUAAGCAAAAGGAGCACUAGG